CUCUCUCUCUCUCUCUCUCUCUCUCUCUCUCCCCUCCUUAUAGGUAGCCCUUCCCCUUUAUAACGCUUACCUUCCCUUCCCAUUUCUUCAUAUCCUAGAACCCUUAAACUAGCUCUCUGCUCCUCCUCCUCAUAAACACAAAAUAUAGCUCGAGGAAACUCUCUCGUAGUAUCUCACGAAGUUUCAAAAAAAGCUCUUACAAAGGAAAGAAAAAAAAAAUUUAAAAACACCCAAAAAAGAAAAGGGUUUCCUGGAGAUUUUUCAUUCGGGCACAAGACGUUCAUAAACUUUAAUAAUUCAAAAAUGUCUAGCAGAAGGUCAAGGCAAGCAAGCGCUUCAAGGAUUAGCGAUGACCAGAUCAUCGAUCUCGUCUCCAAGCUCCGUCAGCUUCUACCUGAAAUCCGUCCCAACCGCCGUUCCGACAAGGUGUCGGCGUCGAAAGUGCUACAAGAGACCUGCAACUACAUCAGAAACUUGAACAGAGAAGUGGAUGAUCUUAGUGAGCGGCUGUCCCAGCUUCUGGAAACCAUUGAUGCCGACAGCCCCGAGGCAGCGAUCGUUAGGAGUCUAAUUAUGUAAUCGGAUACUCAUUAGUGUCGGUUUAAUUACGUAUUCGCUGCUUCUUUUUCGUUCUACUUUCAGAAAAUCGCUUGUGUGCUUCUUCAUUAUAAAGUAUCUUAGGCUUAA
Messenger RNA from Tarenaya hassleriana, 687 nucleotides. RefSeq names its product transcription factor PRE1-like. The record is from RefSeq and is a predicted model, not a curated record. Gene Ontology annotation, molecular function: protein dimerization activity. The coding region runs from base 304 to 579 and encodes 91 amino acids. The transcript is spliced from 2 exons. Gene Ontology annotation, biological process: regulation of DNA-templated transcription; regulation of growth. NCBI's taxonomy places the organism in Eukaryota, Viridiplantae, Streptophyta, Magnoliopsida, Brassicales, Cleomaceae.